Messenger RNA from Alexandromys fortis (reed vole), 3194 nucleotides. It is a transcript of the gene Rad18, whose product is annotated as RAD18 E3 ubiquitin protein ligase. Gene Ontology annotation, cellular component: nucleus; Rad6-Rad18 complex. Gene Ontology annotation, biological process: protein monoubiquitination; DNA damage tolerance. The transcript is spliced from 14 exons. The record is from RefSeq and is a predicted model, not a curated record. NCBI's taxonomy places the organism in Eukaryota, Metazoa, Chordata, Mammalia, Rodentia, Cricetidae. Gene Ontology annotation, molecular function: ubiquitin protein ligase activity; single-stranded DNA binding. Bases 951 to 2414 code for a protein of 487 amino acids.
GAGGCAGCCACUCUCCUGGAUUCUUCCCUCUCAAUAAAUCUCUUUAAUGAGGUUUGGGUGAGAACUUCUUUCACUGGAAUGGAUCAGAGGAGAGAAGUAACAACUUUUUGCCAGAUUGCCAGAACCAGGCAGGGCUGUAACACUUUCACUGGGGAAACCUUCCUCUAGCACUUCCUCUAGUUGUUACACUUGGGCAUACCAGAAUAGAACUGUAACUGUAACAACUUCUCCAGGGGAAGCCCUCUCCUGCCUGAACAGAGACAUUACAUUGUGGAAACCUUUCCCAGGAGCAGGGCUGCAAGCUGCUACACCUACUGUGACCUGUGUUGUUCCUUGGCUCCCAACUGCCAGAAUAUUCUUUCAUCUUAGCUAUAACACGAUUUCCUGGCUUCCUAUUGCCAGCAUACUUUUCAUCUUUCCCAUCUGAGCUGUAGCGCUUAGCAUUCGUUGGCUCCCGACUGCCCGGAUCCCUGUUCAUCUGAAGCGCAACACAAGAUGGAUGAGGGCGAGGAACCUAUCAAGAAGUCGGAGUGAUUUGAUAUGAAGAACGUGGGCUCCUGUUAAACUAAUUUAGUAAUACUCUUUGCCGAAACUGGACCUUAUGAGGAAUAUUGGCUAGAAGAUGUUUCGAGAGCCCGACAGAAGUUUGGUCAAGGAGAAACUCUGUCAGUUUGCAUGUGAAACAUCUGGAAACUAAGUGCCAAUAUUAACAAUAGUUAUCUCUGAAGAAUAGAAGUAACUUUAAAAUUUUAGAGGUCUAAGGACUGCAACAAUCUAGACUGCGCCCUGGAACGCUCUGCUUCGCCCGAUGCGUACUAACUACAACGCCCAGCAUGCUGUGCGUUCGCCUCGAGUGCGUCGCGCGUUGCUGACGUAGGUGUAGCGCGGGGAAUUUCGAGUAGAAGGACUGGGCGGCAGGCCGGUAGCUUGUGGCCUUGUCAGGUGCGACCAUGGAGACCCUGGCCGAGCCAAGGUGGCCUCCGGGGCUGUCGAUGAUGAAGACAAUAGAUGAUUUGCUACGCUGUGGGAUUUGCUUCGAGUAUUUCAACAUUGCAGUGAUAAUUCCCCAGUGCUCUCAUAACUAUUGUUCUCUCUGUAUAAGAAAAUUUUUGUCCUAUAAAACUCAGUGCCCAACUUGUUGUGUGGCGGUAACAGAACCAGACUUGAGAAAUAAUCGUCUUUUAGAUGAACUGGUAAAAAGCAUGAAUUUUGCACGGACUCGCCUGUUGCAGUUUGCUUUAGAGUCACCACCCAUAUCUCCUGUGUCUUCCACCUCAAAGAAAGUUGUUGGUAAAGUGCAUAAUGCUGAAGCCACCAAACACCCUGUCAAACAGGGGAGCAGGCUGAUGGACAAGUUCCUGAUAAGAGAGACAGGGGGAAAAGAAAAUGACAGGAAGUAUAGCCCUCAAAAGGAGAUAAGCACCUCUACUGAGGUUAAAGAGACAAGUCUCGAGGGAAAGACAGUACUUGGUCCCUCGGAUGCUAAUGGACCUGUGACACCCUCUACAUCCACCAUGAAACUGGAAAAUAAAGUGUCUUGUCCUGUUUGUGAGGUCAGCAUUUCAGAAAAUCACAUCAAUAAGCAUUUAGACAGUUGCUUGUCACGUGGAGAGAAGAAGGAGAGUCUUCGAAGUUCUGCUCACAAAAGGAAGCCACUGCCAAAAACUGUGUAUAAUUUGCUCUCUGAUCGUGAUUUAAAGAAAAAGUUGAAACAGUAUGGCUUAUCCAUUCAAGGAAACAAGCAGCAGCUUAUUAAAAGGCACCAAGAAUUUGUACACAUGUAUAAUUCCCAAUGUGAUGCUUUGCAUCCUAAAUCAGCUGCUGAAAUAGUCCAAGAAAUUGAAAACAUGGAGAAGACCAGGAUGCGCCUUGAAGCAAGUAAACUCAAUGAAAAUGUCAUGGUUUUUACAAAGGACCAGACAGAGAAGGAGAUAGAUGAAAUUCACAGUAAAUAUCGUAAAAGGCAUAAGAGUGAGUUCCAGCUUCUAGUGAAUCAGGCCAAAAAAGGAUACAAGAAAACUGUCAGAAUGUCAAAAGCUACAAUAAUGAGAAGAGAUGGACCUGCAGAGGAACUGCCAUCUGCCAUCAUGGGACAAGAAGAUAAUGUAAACUUUUCGGAUACAUUCUCAGUAACAAACCACUUUCCUCAGUCGAAACUGGACUCCCCAGUGCAGCCGGAGCCUGAGAGACCAGAUGAUUCUUCUAGUUGUACUGAUAUUCUUCUCUCCUCAGAGUCAGAUUCCUGCAAUAGUUCCAGUUCGGACAUCAUAAGAGACCUUCUGGAAGAAGAAGAAGCUUGGGAAGCAUCUCACAGAAAUGAUCAGAACAGAGAAAUAAACCCACAACAGAAUCACCGCACUAGAGCCACCGAAAGUGCCGAGACAGAGCCAAGAAACAAGCGGAAUAGGAAUUAGUAUGGGCUUUCGCCAGCUUUUCCAUACAGUGACCAGAAUAUAGUUUUAUUGCCUUGUUUAGCAAUGCCCAGUGACGAUGUUUAAUUCUAAUUGUAAUAGUUAAUUUAUUAUUUCAUUCUUCUUUGCCUUUCUAGAAAAGAAAACAGAAAAGUUGUAAAAUGAUCCUUGACCUUCUUGGUCAUUUGCUUCCUUCUUUUAAAACAUUUCUCCCCUAAAAACACAAUCACUAGCUUUGCUCGGCAGACACAUUCCUCAACAGGGGUGUUUGCUCGGUUUGACUCUAUUUCAGGAUGUUUCUAAGUCAUUUUCACUUUUUGCUAUUGGCGAACGAGCUCCAGCAAAAACUUCUUUUCUUCCUCAUGACAGUAAUAAGCUAGUAAGAAUAACAUGCUUUAUCAUAAUCUCUUUGUCUGAGUGCCUGUUGCCAGGGCGCCAGCAGGUAGUGGUCAGUACCUAAGUUGUCUUUAGACACACCUGUGUUUUCAUAGCGUAGGAUUAUAUUGUAAAGUCACAAAGUUUUAUAAUUUUUAAAAAGGCAGGUAAGUUGGUAAUGUAAUUUAAGGUAACAGUCAUAGGAACUCUGAAGCAUGUGUGUGUUCUUCUGAAGUGACACUUCACUUAAAAAGUAGUACUGCUAGCCCCUGGGGUCAGGGAGAUCUCUAACACUUUUACUCCCAGCUGUUAAACAAAAAAAAAAAAAAUGGGUUUUACCAAUGAAUACAAAAUUUGUAAUUUCCUUGAAAUAGUAUGUUGUAUUUGAAUAAAGGCUAUAAAUCUUUA